This is a messenger RNA of Oryza sativa Japonica Group (Japanese rice), 2293 nucleotides long. Lineage: Eukaryota; Viridiplantae; Streptophyta; Magnoliopsida; Poales; Poaceae. The record is from RefSeq and is a predicted model, not a curated record.
CGGCUCUCCCCUCCUCUGUCGGGAAGGGAAGGAUCCAAGCCCUCGCCCUCCUCCGCCUCUGAUCCCCGCCGGCCGCCGCCGCCCUCGCAACCCUCGCAGCAGCAGCAGGAGGAGGAGGGUUCGGGUGGUGGUUGCCGUCCGUCGUCCGAUUUCGAGCAGCCUAGCCUCCCGCCGCUCGUCGUCGUCGUCGGCGGCGAUGGCGGCGAAGCGGCCCGCGGCGGGGGAGGGAGGAGGGAAGGCGGCAGCGGGCGCCGCGGCGGCCAAGAAGCGCGUCGCGCUUGUCAACAUCACCAACGUUGCCGCCGCGGCCAACAAUGCGAAAUUUAAUUCAGCUACCUGGGCUGCACCUGUGAAGAAGGGAUCUUUGGCCAGUGGCCGCAAUGUGUGCACGAAUCGGGUCUCAGCGGUGAAAUCGGCUUCCGCCAAGCCAGCUCCGGCCAUAUCCCGCCAUGAGAGCGCCCCACAGAAGGAGUCAGUUAUUCCUCCUAAAGUGCUUAGCAUUGUUCCGACUGCUGCACCCGCACCUGUCACUGUACCCUGCAGCAGCUUCGUCUCCCCUAUGCAUUCAGGAGAUUCAGUUUCGGUUGACGAGACGAUGUCGAUGUGUGACUCAAUGAAAAGCCCAGACUUUGAGUACAUUGAUAAUGGGGAUUCCUCCUCAGUUCUAGGUUCCUUGCAGCGAAGAGCAAACGAGAACCUGCGUAUCUCAGAGGAUAGAGAUGUUGAAGAAACUAAGUGGAAUAAGGAUGCUCCUUCCCCAAUGGAAAUCGACCAAAUUUGUGAUGUUGACAAUAACUACGAGGAUCCGCAGUUGUGUGCUACUCUUGCUUCUGAUAUCUACAUGCACUUGCGCGAGGCCGAGACCAGGAAACGUCCAUCAACUGAUUUUAUGGAAACAAUCCAAAAGGAUGUAAACCCAAGCAUGAGAGCGAUCCUGAUAGACUGGCUUGUGGAAGUCGCUGAAGAAUAUCGUCUUGUUCCUGAUACAUUAUACCUGACAGUUAACUACAUUGAUCGUUAUCUUUCUGGCAAUGAGAUCAAUCGUCAAAGACUGCAAUUACUUGGAGUUGCUUGUAUGCUUAUUGCUGCAAAAUACGAGGAGAUAUGUGCACCUCAAGUAGAAGAAUUCUGCUAUAUAACUGACAACACAUACUUCAGAGAUGAGGUUUUGGAAAUGGAAGCUUCUGUCCUGAAUUACCUGAAGUUUGAAGUGACUGCACCUACAGCAAAAUGCUUUUUGAGGAGAUUUGUCCGUGUUGCACAAGUAUCGGAUGAGGAUCCAGCAUUGCAUCUUGAGUUCCUAGCCAAUUAUGUUGCUGAGCUAUCACUGCUGGAGUACAAUCUACUUUCUUACCCUCCUUCACUAGUAGCGGCAUCGGCUAUUUUCUUGGCCAAAUUCAUACUGCAGCCAACAAAGCACCCUUGGAAUUCCACCCUUGCUCACUACACACAAUACAAGUCGUCAGAGUUAAGCGACUGUGUAAAGGCAUUGCACCGCCUUUUUAGCGUUGGUCCCGGGAGUAACCUUCCUGCAAUCAGGGAGAAGUAUACCCAACAUAAGUACAAAUUUGUGGCGAAGAAGCACUGCCCGCCCUCAGUUCCAUCCGAAUUCUUUCGCGAUGCGACGUGCUGAAUUAGAAAAAAAAACAGGAUUAGUUACAGUUGCUGACUGAAUUCUUCCUCCAGAGGCAUGCUGAUUGCCCCCCUGUUCUUUCAGGUGGUUUGGCCGAGUGUAGAUUCUAAGAUCGAUGCUGCAGCUGUGUGUGGUAACUUUUAUGAUACUGCAUGCAGCUGAUGUGAUCGACUUGAACAUGGUGAUUCAGCGAGAAGCUUAGUAGAUCAUUGUAUCUGGACAUAUCUUUGCCAAGAAAAAAAUAUGUUUUUAUAGGCAAAUGCAUUUAAGAAUGUGAAAAUAUUAUGUCAAUGUCCCUGUCAAUGCAACCUUCUUGAAGAAGUCAUGCUCAAGCUAUUUCCAUACUGGAAGCUAAGCACAGCUGUUUAGACGUGCAUACCUACGUGUAGCACAAUCAUAUUGUACUUAGAACUAAUUAAUCAUAGGGAAAAAAAAUGUAAUCUACAGAGAUCGUGCCAACUGUGCCUUUAGCAAAGCACGGUUAGCAACGACAGGUAUAUAUCGCCUCUCUUCCAGUUGUUAUUAUGGCAGCUAACUAAUUGGCCUGGAGGGUUCGAGAAGAUUGCGUUGCAUGUUCACCACAGCAAUAUUUUGAACUUGCAUGAUUGAUUUGAAUUAAUUUGAGCCUUGAUGGGUUCAUAAGCAUGAUUGGUUCAUGUA